Erigeron canadensis is the source of this 1375-nucleotide messenger RNA. RefSeq names its product mitochondrial uncoupling protein 1. The record is from RefSeq and is a predicted model, not a curated record. Gene Ontology annotation, cellular component: mitochondrial membrane. Gene Ontology annotation, molecular function: oxidative phosphorylation uncoupler activity. Lineage: Eukaryota; Viridiplantae; Streptophyta; Magnoliopsida; Asterales; Asteraceae. Gene Ontology annotation, biological process: mitochondrial transport; mitochondrial transmembrane transport. The transcript is spliced from 9 exons. The coding region runs from base 158 to 1075 and encodes 305 amino acids.
AUUGGGGGGCGGGGCCAUUAUUAUUAUUAUUUUUAGUAUUUAGUCAGCAGGGCUGCAGCAGGAGCCAGGAGGAGGAUUCUCUUUUGGAUCUGGUGUGUAGAAUAAGAAUUGAAUAGAAGAAUAAAGUGAAAAAUCGGAGUAAGUAAAUAAUAAGAGGAUGGUGGGCGGGAGCGGAGGGAAUUCCGACAUAUCAUUCGCCGGAACUUUCGGUAGCAGUGCUUUCGCCGCUUGUUUUGCUGAGAUUUGUACAAUUCCGUUAGACACUGCCAAGGUGAGGCUUCAGUUACAAAAGAAAGCCAUUGCAGGUGAUGGUAUAGCUUUACCUAAAUAUAGGGGAAUGUUAGGCACUGUAGGAACAAUUGCCAGGGAAGAAGGUCUUGCUUCUUUGUGGAAAGGCAUUGUACCUGGAUUGCAUCGUCAAUGCUUGUUUGGAGGUUUAAGAAUUGGGUUGUAUGAACCGAUUAAAAACUUAUAUGUGGGCGAUAAUUUUGUUGGAGAUGUUCCUUUGACCACUAAAAUACUUGCUGGUCUCACAACCGGUGCUCUGGCUAUAUCUGUAGCGAAUCCUACUGAUCUAGUUAAAGUCCGCCUUCAAGCUGAAGGCAAACUGGCAGCUGGUGUGCCAAGGCGUUACUCUGGCGCCUUAAAUGCUUAUUCCACUAUUGUGAGACAAGAAGGGGUUAGAGCUCUAUGGACUGGACUGGGGCCAAAUGUUGCCCGUAAUGCCAUAAUCAAUGCUGCAGAAUUAGCCAGCUAUGAUCAAGUGAAGCAGACAAUUCUGAAGAUCCCUGGGUUCACCGAUAAUGUCCUCACACAUCUAUUAUCUGGCUUAGGUGCUGGAUUUGUUGCCGUUUGCGUUGGAUCCCCAGUUGAUGUGGUAAAGUCAAGAAUGAUGGGAGAUCCAAGCUACAAAGGCACAAUUGAUUGCUUUGUAAAGACACUAAAGAAUGAUGGACCGUUUGCUUUCUACAAAGGCUUUAUUCCAAAUUUUGGAAGGUUGGGUUCUUGGAAUGUCAUCAUGUUUCUGACUUUGGAGCAGGCGAAGAAAUUUGUGAAAAGCAUUGAGUCAUCUUGAAUACAAUUGUGAGAAAGUAGUCCGGGUCUGCACAUGAAUAAAUUCGUCAAUGAAGAUCUAAAACGUCAUCGACUAAUAUUUAUAUGGGAUUGAAAACCCUCAGGCCCUUCCGGUAUAAAACUUACCAAAUUUAGGGUAAGAAAAAUUAAAUGUUUCCCGAUUCAAGGAACAAGUUGCAUUUCUUUUUUGAGCAACAGAGCUAUUAAUAAAGUAUUUACAUACAUACAUACUAUUAGAUUAAAUAUGAUUAAAACUAGUUGUUCGUUUUGCUAUAUAUCGUUGGGAUUGAUUUAUUUGUAA